Colletotrichum scovillei is the source of this 735-nucleotide messenger RNA. RefSeq lists its product as uncharacterized. The record is from RefSeq and is a predicted model, not a curated record. Bases 1 to 735 code for a protein of 244 amino acids. NCBI's taxonomy places the organism in Eukaryota, Fungi, Ascomycota, Sordariomycetes, Glomerellales, Glomerellaceae. The transcript is spliced from 2 exons.
AUGUCUCUCAAGACCGUCGCUGCUACUGCUAUCCUUGCCGCCGCCAACUUGGUGGCUGGCCACGGUGCCAUCAUCGGUGCUACCGGCGAGCUCGGUGGCACUGGCAUGGCCCUCGGUGUUGAUCUCAGCACUCCUCGUGACGGAACCCGUCGCGACCCCUUCCAGGCCGAUUCCACCCGCUUCAAGGGUGAGGCCGCCGACACCUUCGGCGAGACCGUCGGUGCUGGCACCAACGACCUGGAGACUGGCACCAAGGCCAUCAUGGCCGCCACUGGCGACCAGCUUCCCCAGAUCCGUGCCGGUGGCACCAUCGACAUGACCGUCCACCAGGUCAACGGUGACGGCGGUGGCCCCUACGACUGCAUGAUCAACGGUGAUGCCACUGGUACCUCCUGGACCAACAUCAACGUCCCCGUCACCGUUCCCGGCCAGAACUCCCGCAACCGCGCUGGUGCCAUGACCGACUUCCCCAUCAAGGCCGAGAUCCCCGCUGGCCAGACUUGCACUGGUACCGUCGCCGGCCAGAACAACGUCUGCUUGGUCCGUUGCCAGAACGCCGCUCGCGCCGGCCCCUUCGGUGGUGUCGUCCCCGUCCAGAUGGCUCAGGCCGGCAACACCCCCGCCGCCGCUCGCCGCAACCUCGCUCGCGCUGUUGCUGAGUCUGACCGCCAGUUCAAGCGCAUGAUGAAGCGCGCCAUGGCCAUCGAGGCCACCGACUUCGAGGACGAGGAGUAA